CCAGAUUUGGUCAAAUACAGGGAAAGAGGUUCACAAAAGCAAACUUGGCGUUCUCCUGUUCUACUGAGUUAACACAGUUCUCCACGGCAACCAAAGUUCCUGUCUUUCACGCCUUUGAAUUGAAUCCUACGAAUUAAUCCUGAAAAUUCUCUCUUACAAACUACAGAAAAAAACCCAGAUUUUUUUUUAACAUGGAUUCCCUGUCGUCUGUCUCUCCAUCUAUAGUUCUACCUCCGACCAACACUUUACCGACCCGACGGCGGCAUCGUCCCCAAGUUGUUGCCUUCUCGUUUGCCACCAAUACCCGUCUUCCUCGCUUGUCGUCUUUCUUUGGCGUGAAGCUUAAAGGGAGAUUGAAUCGAGUUGUUGAUUGUAAAUGCAAAUUCAACGGUGGGGAUGCGAGAAGAGGAGAAGAAGAUGGUCAUGGUGGUAACGAUGAUGAUGUUGAUGGUGAGAAAGAAGAGGUUGAAAGGGCGCUUCAUUUGGACGGUACGAUUCCAUCUACUUCCAGCGAGUUCUUGCGACGGGUUUCGUCUCGGGCGUAUGAUAUGCGGAGGCAUUUGCAGCAAAGUUUUGAUAGCAGCAGUUAUGAUGUGUUGGAGGCAAAUCCAUGGAGAGAUCCUUCGAAACCUGUAUAUGUAUUAACUCACAAGGAAAACCAGUUGUGCACGAUGAAAACUCGAAGAAACCGCAGUGAAGUCGAAACGGAACUCGGGUUAUUGUUUUCUAAAGGAGGAAAGCGGAGUUCUGGGUUCGGAAACAAAACCGAACAGCCUAGAUCUGGUACUAAGUUUGAGAUGCUGGUGGAGGAUGUUAGGGAAGGAGUACUUGUAUUCGAAGAUGAGAAUGAAGCUGCAAAAUAUUGUGACUUAAUGCAGGGAGGAGGGCAAGGAUGUGAAGGUGUUGCUGAGAUCGACGCUUCAUCGGUAUUUGAUCUUUGCCGAACGGUGAGGGCACUCGUGGUUCUCUUCCGCAGGGGAAGAACACCUCCGUUACCUCAAAGUCUCGAGCUCAACCUGAAAGCCCGGAAACGAUCGCUUGAAGAUCAAGAGGGCCUGAUAUAAAGUAAAAAUGUAUAACUAUGAUGGCCAAAGAUGAAAACCAUAUAGGCCUUUACUACAAUGUAACUUCAUUUAUCACAAACUUGAAAUAUAAUGUAUAGUAUAAUUUGAUUA
Messenger RNA from Gossypium raimondii (Peruvian cotton), 1175 nucleotides. RefSeq lists its product as uncharacterized. NCBI's taxonomy places the organism in Eukaryota, Viridiplantae, Streptophyta, Magnoliopsida, Malvales, Malvaceae. The transcript is spliced from 5 exons. The record is from RefSeq and is a predicted model, not a curated record. Bases 192 to 1064 code for a protein of 290 amino acids.